GACGUCACUUAGACCACAGACUAAACCCUUCUGAUGUUGGGCGCAUCUCCAAAGCGCAUGUGUCCCCCAAGUGUUGUGAUUGGACGGAGUUUAGCUGCAUUACGUCAAGUCCGAGGCGGGAGCAUGAAGUUGAUUGACCAUGAUUUCUCCGUCCUCUAGGAAGGGUAUGCUCAAGGAGAGGGCCAUGGACUUGGUCACCCAGACGACCAUCCUACCCCUGCUGUUUGGCUGCCUGGGGAUUUUCAGCCUGUUCCGGCUGCUCCAGCGGACCCGUUCAAAAGCUUACCUGAGGAAUGCUGUGGUGGUAGUUACAGGUGCCACCUCAGGUCUCGGCAAAGAAUGUGCCCGAGUCUUCCAUGCUGCGGGGGCUAAAGUGGUCCUCUGUGGACGAAAUGUGAAGGCUCUUGAGGAGUUCACCCGUGAACUUGCUGAUUCUUCUUCUUCUCAGGGACAGACACACCAGCCCUGCGUGGUGACCUUUGACCUCGCAGAUCCUGGUGCUAUUGCUCCAGCAGCAGCUGAGAUCCUACAGUGCUUUGGCUAUGUGGACAUCCUCAUCAAUAAUGCUGGCAUCAGCUACCGUGGUGCCAUUAGUGAUACCAUAGUGGAUGUGGACCGGAAGGUGAUGGAAAUAAACUAUUUUGGCCCUGUUGCUCUAACAAAAGCGCUCCUACCCUCCAUGGUAGAAAGGAAGAGAGGCCACAUCGUCGCCAUCAGCAGCAUCCAGGGCAAGAUCAGCAUUCCUUUUCGGUCAGCAUACGCAGCGUCCAAGCAUGCGACCCAGGCAUUCUUUGACUGUCUGCGUGCAGAGAUGAAAGACAGUGACAUCGAGGUGACUGUGAUAAGCCCUGGCUACAUCCAUACCAACCUCUCUGUAAACGCUGUCACUGCUGAUGGCUCCAGAUAUGGAGCUCUUCAUGCCACUGGGAACUGGGACAGCUGCUUACUCCUGACUCAGUGCACAAGGGUGCACAUGGGGUCAAGUGCUCUUUACCAUCUCCCACUGAUAGCCUUGGGAACCAGCUAGGACAGAGAUGAUAGAUCAGCCCCCAGUCACUGGCUGUUGCCCUGGUACAGAACAUCCAAAGUCAAGAAGACUUCCAGGCCAGUUCUGAUGCUUCAGUGGGUAAACAUCUGUCACCAAGCCUGACAACCUUCUGGGUUCUUUUAGAUUUAUAUAUUUUUAUGUCCAUGAGUGCUCUGUCUUCAUGCACCUCAUGAAAGGGAAUCGGAUUCCAUUACAGAUGGUUGUAAGCACCAUGUGGAUGCUGGGAUUGAACUUAGGUCCUCUGAGUUCUCAACUGCUCUUAACUGCUAAGUCAGCUCUCCAGCCCCACAGGCUUCUUAGAUGGGGGAUGGAGUCCACUUUGAGACCCAGCUAUGCUGGAUUUCGGCAUCUGCCACAGACCACCAAACACUUCCACACACUAACUGGUAUACCCAGUUUGUCAUCUCUCUGCAUCUCUUGUACCUCUAUGUCCCUGCUCCGGCCAUAACCUUGUCUCAUUUUCUCAGUGUAAUAAUCAUCUCCGGGAGGAACUCUGAGAAGUUGGUUGGCCUCAUGCCUUCUUUUUCUUUUGUUUG
Molecule: messenger RNA, 1584 nt
Organism: Rattus norvegicus (Norway rat)
Lineage: Eukaryota; Metazoa; Chordata; Mammalia; Rodentia; Muridae
Source: RefSeq, a predicted model, not a curated record